Molecule: messenger RNA, 4373 nt
Organism: Phyllostomus discolor (pale spear-nosed bat)
Lineage: Eukaryota; Metazoa; Chordata; Mammalia; Chiroptera; Phyllostomidae
Gene: CARMIL2
Product: capping protein regulator and myosin 1 linker 2
Exons: 39
Coding region: 119-4318 (1399 amino acids)
Biological process (GO): cell migration; regulation of Arp2/3 complex-mediated actin nucleation
Cellular component (GO): lamellipodium; plasma membrane
Molecular function (GO): protein binding
Source: RefSeq, a predicted model, not a curated record
GCUGCAGGAGGAGCAGGUGGCUGCACUGAGGGCCGGGGCCCCAGGCUUCCUGUGCGCGCCCGCCAGUUAGUUUCUCAUCGGAGCUCCUUGGGCCGCCCCGGCCUCCUGGCCCGGCCCCAUGGCCCAGACCCCCGACGGCAUAUCCUGUGAGCUGCGAGGCGAGAUCACCAGGUUCCUGUGGCCCAAGGAGGCAGAAGUGCUGCUGAAAACCUGGCUCCCCGAGCGGGAGGGUGCUGAGCAAGGUCACAUCCUGGCACUGCUUCGCUGGAGAGCCUACCUGCUCCACACCUGCCUCCCACUGAGGGUGGACUGCACGUUCAGCUACCUGGAGGUCCAGGCCAUGGCACUGCAGGAGACACCCCCUCAGGUCACGUUUGAGCUGGAGUCCCUGCCAGAGCUGGUCCUGGAGUUUCCCGGUGUGGCAGCCUUGGAACAGCUGGCCCAGCACAUCGCUGCGGCCAUCAAGAAGGUCUUCCCUCGCUCUGCCCUUGGGAAACUAUUCCGGAGGCCCACACCCCCCUCCAUGCUGGUUCGUCUAGAGAGAAGCAGCCCCUCCGAGACCACUGCACCCAGUAGCCCCUGUGGUGGCUUCUCGGAGACAUACGAGGCUCUGUGUGACUACAAUGGCUUCCCUUUCCGAGAGGAGAUUCAGUGGGACGUGGACACUGUCUACCACCGUCAGGGCUGCCGCCAUUUCAGCCUGGGAGACUUCAGCCAUCUGGGCAGUCGGGACCUGGCGCUGAGUGUGGCUGCCCUGUCCUACAACCUGUGGUUCCGGUGUCUCUCCUGCGUGGACAUGAAGCUGAGCCUUGAGGUCCUGGAACAGAUUCUGCACAUGAUGAGUCAGUCGUCUCACCUGGAGGAGCUGGUGCUGGAGACCUGUGGCCUGAGGGGAGAGUUUGUGCGGCGACUGGCCCAGGCGCUGGCAGGGAACGGGAGCUCUGGGCUUCAGGAGCUCAGCCUGGCGGGGAACCUGCUGGAUGACCGAGGCGUGGCUGCGCUCAGCAGACACCUAGAACGUCGGCCUGGAGCCCUGAGGAGACUCAGCCUGGCACAGACAGGGUUGACGCCUCGAGGAAUGAAGGCUCUAGGCCGGGCCCUGGCUUCCAAUGCGGCCUUUGACUCUGCCCUGACCCACCUGGACCUUUCCGGGAACCCGGGGGCACUGGGGGCCUCGGAGGAUAAUGGGGGACUCUACAGUUUCCUGAGCCGCCCUAACGUUCUGACCUUCCUGAAUCUCGCAGGCACCGACACCGCCCUGGACACACUCUUCGCCGCCCUGUCCCGCGGCUGCUGCGCCAGCCUCACCCACCUCGACGCCUCGAGGAACGUCUUCUCCCGCACGAAGUCCCGGGCUGCGCCCGCCGCGCUGCAACUCUUCCUCAGCCGCGCCGGGACGCUCCGGCACCUGAACCUGGCGGGCUGCAAGCUGCCCCCCGACGCGCUCAGGGCCCUUUUGGAAGGUCUAGCGCUCAACACGCACAUGAGCGACCUGCACCUGGACCUCAGCGCCUGUGAGCUGCGCUCUGCGGGCGCUCAGGUGAUACAGGACUUAGUGUGCGAUGCUGGCGCGGUGAGCUCCCUGGAUCUGUCAGACAACGGCUUCGGCUCCGACAUGGUGACUCUGGUGCUGGCCAUCGGGAGGAGUCGGUCCCUGAGGCAUGUGGCGCUUGGAAGGAACUUCAACGUUCGGUGCAAGGAGACCCUGGACGACGUGCUGCACCGGAUUGUCCAGCUCAUGCAGGAUGACGACUGUCCUCUGCAGUCUCUGUCUGUGGCUGAGUCGCGGCUGAAGCUGGGAGCCAGCGUCCUGCUUCGGGCUCUGGCCACCAACCCUAACCUGACAGCUCUGGAUGUCAGCGGCAACGCCAUGGGGGACACGGGUGCCAAGAUGCUGGCCAAGGCGCUUCGGGUUAACACCAGACUCCGGUCUGUAGUCUGGGACCGUAAUCACACGUCUGCCCUGGGCCUGCUGGACGUGGCGCAGGCCCUGGAGCAGAACCGAAGCCUGAAGGCCAUGCCUCUGCCACUGUCCGACGUGGCCCAGGCGCAGCGCAGCCGCCCGGAACUGACAGCACGUGCAGUACAUCAGAUCCAAGCUUGUCUCUUGAGGAACAACCACACAGACCACGUCUCUCCUGCCAGCGCCUCCUACCAGCAGCCACUGGGUCUGGUCUGCAGCCCCUCUGAGCAGGAAGUGAACGAGCUGUGCCAGGCGGUGCAGGAGCACGUGGAGCUGCUGGGCUGCGGGGCCGGGCCCCAGGGCGACGCCGCCGUGCACCAGGCCGAGGACGCCAUCCAAAACGCCAACUUCUCUCUCAGCAUUCUCCCCAUUUUAUAUGAGGCGGGAAGCUCCCCAAGCCAUCAAUGGCAGCUACGGCAGAAGCUGGAGGGCCUCCUGGGGCAGGUGGGUGAGGUCUGCCGCCAGGACAUUCAGGACUUCACUCAGGCCACACUGGACACAACAAGGAGCCUCUGCCCACAGAUACUGCAGGAGCCCAGGUGGAGGGAGAAGCUAGAGGGGGUCCUGGCGGGCUCAAGGGGCCUCCCAGAGCUGCUCCCAGAGCACCUGCUGCAAGAUGCCUUCACUAGACUCAGGGACAUGCGGUUGUCGGUGACAGGGUCCUUGGCAGAGAGCAUUGUGGCUCAAGCGCUGGCAGGUCUGAGUGCAGCCCUGGAUCGGCUGGUAGAGAGUCUGGCUCAGCAGACAACAAUGGCAAUGCCCUCUGCCAUACCGGCCCUGGAAGAAGGCCAGCCCACCCACUUUGGUCCUGGGGAACUGGAAGGCCUUUUCUUCCCUGGGGAGGACAAGGAGAAGGAGGAUGAAGAGAAGCAGAAGGAUGACAGUCCUCCACAGAAGUGGCCUGCGUCCAACCACUGCCUUCACCCUGUCCCCUCCAUUCACAGUGCUGCUGAGGAACCGGAGCCCGAGCUGGCGGCUCCUGGAGAGGAUGCGGAGCCGCAGGCGGACCCAUCUGCACGCGGCUCUCCGAGCCCCGCCGCUCCCGGGUCCCCGGCCGGCCCGCUGCCUCGCAUGGACCUGCCACCCUCCGGGCAGCCUCUGCGCCAUCCAACGAGGGCCCGGCCGCGGCCCCGGCGUCAGCACCACCACCGCCCGCCGCCUGGGGGCCCCCAGGUUCCCCCAGCCUUGCCACAGGAAGGGAAUGGGCUCAGUGCCCGUGUGGACGAGGGCGUGGAGGAAUUCUUCUCCAAAAAGCUGAUCCAGCAGGAUCGCCUCUGGGCCCCCGAGGAGGACCCAGCCACCGAGGGCAGCGCCACCCCUGUCCCCCGUACACUACGUAAGAAGCUGGGCACCCUCUUUGCCUUCAAGAAGCCUCGUUCAACGCGGGGGCCGCGGCCUGAUCUUGAGACCAGCCCUGGGGCAGCUCCCCGCACCCGGAAAACCACCCUUGGGGACCUGCUGCGUCCCCCGGCCCGUCCCGGCCGUGGGGAGGAGCCUGGUGGGGCUGAGGGGGGCAUCGGCAGCCCGGAGGCUGCCCGCAGGAGCCGGCCUCGCUACACGCGGGAGAGCAAGGCCUACUCGAUGAUCCUGCUGCCUGCCGAGGAGGAAGAGGCGGCGCUGGGCGCCAGGCCUGACAAGAGGCGGCCCCUGGAGCGAGGAGACACAGAACUGGCCCCGUCCUUUGAGCAGCGGGUACAAGUGAUGCUGCAGAGGAUUGGCGUGAGCAGAGGCAGUGGGAGCACUGAAGGCAGGAGGAAACAAAGCAAAGAUGGAGAGAUCAAGAAGGCUGGCUCCGAUGGUGACAUUAUGGACAGUUCCUCGGAGACCCCUCCCAUCUCCAUCAAAUCCCGCACCCACUCCGUGUCUGCAGACCCCUCAUGCAGGCCUGGGUCAGGGGGCCAGGGGCCCGAGUCCUCCACCUGGAAGACACUGGGGCAGCAGCUGAAUGCAGAGCUUAGGAGCCGUGGUUGGGGCCAACAGGAUGGUCCGGGACCUCCUUCCCCUUGUCCCAGCCCCCGAAAAGCCAGCCCAUCCCCAGACAGUCUGGGCCUCCCAGAGGAUCCUUGCCUGGGCCCCAGAAAUGAAGAUGGCCGGCUGAGGCCGAGGCCUCUCUCACCAGGCCGACGGGCAGCGUCUGUGCACGAGGACCAGCUCCGGGCCCCUGUCGAACGGCCCCUACGGCUGCAGCGCUCCCCCGUCCUCAAGAGAAGGCCAAAGCUUGAGGCACCCCCAUCGCCAAGCCUAGGACCUGGCCCCGGAGCCGAGCCCCCGCUCCCACAGUACACAGAGCCCGCCAGCCCAGUGCAGAGCCCACCCUCCCCAGUCACAGACCAAAGAGGCGGCCCCAACCCCUGACCUUCUCCUUUCUUGCCGCAUGAGAUUAUUUUAUUAAAAAACUCAAGGAAGCAGA